Molecule: messenger RNA, 591 nt
Organism: Spodoptera littoralis (African cotton leafworm)
Lineage: Eukaryota; Metazoa; Arthropoda; Insecta; Lepidoptera; Noctuidae
Source: the annotation of a GenBank genome assembly
AUGAAGCUUUGCCGGAGAACGAUAAUUCUGUAUUGUUCAAACACGCAGAGUUGCUUAGUUGGUCCUUACUUCCCGCUGUUAUACAAGGAACAAAUUCCGAAGGACACCGUAAACGGGCGGGCUGGUUCGCUAGCCAUAAUAAGGAAACGGUUUGCGAAAUUACAAGUUUUGAAACAAGCAAAAUUGCGCCGAAAACAGAACAUCUCCUGGGAACAACCCGUUUUGAUUAGUUUGUUUAACACCUUGCUUUCUGUGCGUAGAGUUGAGUUUAAACACAAAUAUUUAUCGUGUAGGCCUCGGGCAUUAUCAGAGCGGAACCUACCGCAGCCGCAGCCUUGGUUGAUGCAAAUGGCAUGUUUACUUUAUUGUGCCAGAUCUCUCUUCACCAAACCUUUGUUGUUGGUAGGAGAAUGUUCAUUAGAAACACGUCAUUUGAUUUCGUGUAAUAAGGGGAGCACCUAUACGUACGCCAUUAGACUUGAUACGACAAGGCGUGUCAACUUUUUUCUCCUAAUUAGGUACAAGUCUGUAAGGCCUAAUCCAAUAAUACAGAUGUCGAACGAAACACAAUGUCACAUUACGUAUGUAUAA